Molecule: messenger RNA, 2458 nt
Organism: Hordeum vulgare subsp. vulgare (domesticated barley)
Lineage: Eukaryota; Viridiplantae; Streptophyta; Magnoliopsida; Poales; Poaceae
Product: transcription factor MYB3R-2-like
Exons: 9
Coding region: 174-1973 (599 amino acids)
Biological process (GO): regulation of DNA-templated transcription
Cellular component (GO): nucleus
Molecular function (GO): RNA polymerase II cis-regulatory region sequence-specific DNA binding; DNA-binding transcription factor activity, RNA polymerase II-specific
Source: RefSeq, a predicted model, not a curated record
ACGGGCGAGGUUUUUUGAAAGACGCCUCCAUCCUUCCUUCCUUCCUUCCCCUUCGUCUCCCCCAGCACACAACCCAACCCCGCGGCGCGGCGCGACGCGGCAGAUACCACACCCCUACACACACAGGCUGCGCGGCGGCGGCGGCGGCGUGGAUGACGUGGACGCGGCGGUAGAUGGGGAUGGCGGCGGUGAAGGUGGAGGAGCGGGACGGCUGCGCGGAGAGCAGGCAGCAUCUGGCGCUGUCGAGCCCGUCGGUGUCUGAGGGAGGGAGCUAUGGCGGCGGCUACGCGUGGGCGUCGCCUGUGGUGCCGAGCCCCGCCGAUUCCGGCGCUAGCCGCAGGCGAACAAGUGGCCCUGUAAGAAGAGCUAAGGGUGGCUGGACACCUGAAGAGGAUGAAACAUUGCGCAAGGCAGUUACUGUUUUCAAGGGUAAAACCUGGAAGAGAGUAGCCGAGUUUUUCCCUGAUAGGACAGAAGUACAAUGUCUGCACAGAUGGCAAAAAGUUCUUAACCCUGAACUUAUAAAAGGACCUUGGACUCAAGAGGAAGAUGAGACCAUUAUCCAGAAGGUAAAGGAGCAUGGACCAACAAAAUGGUCCGUUAUAGCAAGGUCACUACAUGGUCGUAUUGGCAAACAAUGCCGAGAGAGAUGGCAUAAUCAUCUGGAUCCGCAAAUAAGGAAAGAAGCUUGGACACUUGAGGAGGAGCAGGUGCUUGUUAAUGCUCAUCGUUUGCAUGGUAAUAAAUGGGCGGAGAUUGCGAAACUCCUUCCUGGAAGGACAGACAACUCAAUAAAAAACCAUUGGAAUAGUUCAGUGAGAAAAAGGCUAGAUGAAUAUGAUACAGGAGCGGCCCUUCCAGUUCCAGUGCAUGCCGCAAAGGUCCCGCCUGCUGAUAACUACAUUGACUUGAAUAAAGAGCCAAAUGUCAGUUUGAGAAACCAUUCAGUAAUAGUUAGUCACUCUGAUCCUACCCAUAGUCCGCAGGUGUUUAGUUUGAAAAAUAUCAAGGGCUGUUCAGACUUCCUCUCUCUUUCCAUGCCAACUGCUCAACCAGUAACUUCAUGUCAAGCAUCAGUAGCUGAUGAUUCUGCUGUUGCUUUAGCGAUAAUGGGGAUGAAAAUGGAUUCUGCUCGUGACAAGGGCAUGGGACUGAACUUUGUUCGUCAGAAGGGUCUGCAAAUCAAUUUGCUGAACGAGAAGGGCCUGGGGAAUAAACUGGGGCCUUCAGGAACAGCUAAGCCAGAUGUUGAAACAGAUAACAUUGGAUGUGAACCAACCUUGGUAAAAGAGGCUCAGUCCUUUGGUUCUCUUUGUUAUCAGAUACCUAAGCUAGAAGAUACAGACCUUGUUCGUUCCCCAGUUUUGUCAAGACAUCAUGGAUCAGAACACGGCGUGGAUGGAUUUCAAUUACCCACUGGCUAUGCUACUCCCUCUCCAACUGAUGGAAGAAAAUCAGAUCAGCUCAGUGUGGAAUCAAUAUUGAAAAGUGCUGCUGAAAACUUCCCAGGUACUCCUUCGAUACUGAGGAGAAGGAAAAGGGAUAAACCGACGCCUUCUCAAGAUACUGAUUUUAAGAUUGAUACAAACAGUGAUGGUUUUGACACUCCCAAAGGGAACUGCACUACAGAUAGCCCACGUUCAUUUAAAACCGCAUCAUUUUUGUCCUUGGGUCGUCUUGAUGACCAACGACUGCCUUCUGUUGGGAAGAUUGAUGUUUCCCCUGCAUAUCGACUAAGGUCAAAAAGAAUGGCUGUGUUGAAAACCGUUGAGAAGCAUCUAGAUUUUUCGGCUGACACAAUGGAUACCUGUGACAUGGUUGGAACCCUGAAAUCUUCUUGCUGGAAUUCGGAGAGCAUCAAUUCCAUCUCAGAUAUUUCAAGCGUACAAGAUAAGAGGAUUAAUGGGCAUAUGGUUGGGCUGGAAACUCUAACCAGUGACUUUGCACACACAACGAAGUUAGAUGCAACCUAAUUCUGCAGUAUUCAGAAGCGCUAGGCGAUCCGCCGAAGAGGACGCAAGACCUCAGGCGUCUAAACUGACCUGUCCCUAGACGCCCGUAGACCAGAGAAUGCAAUUUUGUUGAUCUUCUGGGUACAAAAUAAUCAUUUGCCCCGCCAUCUCUCCUUGGCGUGGUGUAUAUUCGAUAUUCGAGUCAUCUAGUGAUACUUUCCUCAACAGGAAAAGAAAAUCGCUAAUUACAUGUAAUUCAGCUUUAGAAGGAGCUCAGUUGUGUACAAAGGAAAACCCAUAGCUUUAUAUAUAGACUUACAGCUCAACAGGAUUCCGGAUAGUGCGUUUCUUCUUUUCUUUCAUCAACAAUCGUUGGACUAUAUUGGUGGGGGUCUAAAGGACAUGUAAUUUCUUGUCAUUUUAAGCUUCUCUGACGACAUAAGCUUGUUGGAAUUUAAAGACGUGGAUUAUCAUUGGGGAAAUGGCAUUCUGCAUUUUGGCGCAAA